This is a messenger RNA of Trichomycterus rosablanca, 2190 nucleotides long. It is a transcript of the gene homezb, whose product is annotated as homeobox and leucine zipper encoding b. The record is from RefSeq and is a predicted model, not a curated record. Gene Ontology annotation, cellular component: nucleus. The transcript is spliced from 2 exons. Gene Ontology annotation, molecular function: DNA-binding transcription factor activity, RNA polymerase II-specific; DNA binding. Gene Ontology annotation, biological process: regulation of transcription by RNA polymerase II. Bases 1 to 2190 code for a protein of 729 amino acids. NCBI's taxonomy places the organism in Eukaryota, Metazoa, Chordata, Actinopteri, Siluriformes, Trichomycteridae.
AUGGAGCAGCUUGAGCCACCACGUUGCGACAAGCCAUCCGCAGCAGCUCUUCAUUGUGAGGAAAACCAAAAAUCAGAGGCACGUAAGGGCACAAAGACCGGGGCACGCGUAAAAGUGGGAAACAACGAGGCCAACGACGCUUACGAAUGCCGGAUUUGCGGCUACAGAGCAGAAGACGUCCUUUCGUUUAGUCAACAUCUGCACUCUGUACAUCCAGUUACUGGCCUGUCUGGUCCCAAGCCACAGAGGAAUGAGAAAUGUAGAGGAGCAGAUGAAAAAGAAAGACUAGCUGCCUCUCCUCUAGGAGACCAAAUUUCAGAGGGACGAAAGAGCCCAACUUCAGGAAAUUUUUCUGAGGAGUCCAUGUCUUCCUCACCCAUGGACUCGGAAGAGACCAGCACAAUUACAAGCAAUCUAGAAAACCAGGUACCAGCAGUGAAGCAAAAAGAGACUGUGAAACCCCCACCAGCUGCCAAAAUCAGCCAAAGCACACCUUCUGCCUCCAUUCUGCCUCGGAGGAAAGCUUCUUCCUCAUCAGACUCUAGCAAAGAAAACCAAAGUGAGGACGCUGCCUCGUCGGGCACGUCCAGCCUCAACCAGACGCACCUGGUGUGUCUUCCGCUGGUGUCUGACGGACUAAAACUGGUGUGGGUGCGCUCUGAGCAGAUUCACGAGCUGGACGCCGUUUCGGAGCUCGUAGAAGUGUUUAACGACUUUCCGUACCCCACAGAACAGGAAAUCGGCGCUCUGGCCCGUCGCUGCAGCCUAUCGCAAGAGCGCGUCAAAGUGUGGUUCAUGAUGCAGCGGGUACGCUACGGGAUCAGCUGGGCUGAAGACGACAUUAGGCAAACGCGGCUGAAAUUGUACCGUCUGCAAGGAAUGCCGAUUGGGGAGGAGUGUCGGGAGGAAGAGGAGGAGGACGGCAAAGGGGAAGAGGAUGGUUUUUUAGCACAUCAGGAGAGGACAUCUGAUACACUACAGCCGGUAUCUGUGAUGGACACAUAUUUGAGUCAGGCAUACUACACACCCAGGCCAGGUUUCUUCCAGGAUGAGGUCAACAACUACAGUAUCAUUCCUCAGUACACCAAUGGGUUCGAACAGUUUCAGCACCAGACUGACAGUACCGCCCAGUACAUGGGUGAUUUUGAAAUCGCGUCCUUGGACAAAGGCAGCGCUCAUUUGUUCCCUUCUCAUGAAUCUAAGCCUGACAUAUUAAACAUCCGUGAAUCCCCCAAAAAGUCAGCAGAAGGUCGCCGUGGCCCCACGAUCAUGCAGCGGAAAAAGUCCAAAGACCAGCUGAUGGUGCUUCGGCGUAGUUUCGUCCGGACAAACUGGCCCACGGAGGCCGAAGUCCAGCGCCUGCAGCGCGUCACCGGACUCGGACGUCACGAGAUCCGGAAGUGGUUCGCCGACAGUCGCUACCAGCUCCGCCGGGGCACUCGGUCCUGGGUGACCGAAAUGACCAGGCAGACUCAAUCCCCAUCAGAAAGCGAUCCAAGACGACUGAACGACGACGACUUCCCAGAGGACGACGAACCCACCGGCUCCGGGGAGGGACUGGAUUACGAGCUCGACGUGGACAUGAACGACGAGCAGGCCCCUCUGGAGGAUGACAUCACAGAAUCAGACCCAAGCAAAGCGCAAGAGAUGAAAGAACCCGAGCGCCGGGACAGCCCGGCACCUUUAAAACGGGACCGGAAAGAAUCCGUCGUAGUCCCUUCUCCAUCUCCCGCUUCGUCAUCUCCUUCAACCUCGAUCUUCAAGGGCUACGUCCCCGCCGUGGGCCCCGAACCCAACCUCCGGAAGAAGACGUGGGAGCAGUUGAACAUGCUGAGGCAGAGCUUCCUGCACUGCCCGUGGCCCACCAGCGACGACUACACGUACCUGCAGCAAAAGACAGGCCUGACGCGGACCGAGAUCGUUCAGUGGUACGGCGACACUCGGUACCACCUCAAACACUCCAACCUGCGCUGGAUCCGUCCGGAGGAUAAAGACCGGGUACGAGCGGCCGUCAUGAAGCAGCAGAAAAGAGCGGGGAGGGGUCCCAGAAACCGGGGCUGGCUAGACGUUAAAGAUACAAGCUAUAGUCUUGGGUCCCAAGCCAGUAAUGGGACAGUCCCGGCAGAGACGAGGACAUGGGAGGAGUUAUACAAGACGACUUCUUCUGUACUGCCAGGAGGUGAACUUUGA